Molecule: messenger RNA, 1544 nt
Organism: Stylophora pistillata
Lineage: Eukaryota; Metazoa; Cnidaria; Anthozoa; Scleractinia; Pocilloporidae
Cellular component (GO): nucleus
Source: RefSeq, a predicted model, not a curated record
UCUUUCUUGGCGCUUAGAGUCUUGAAAUAUUCGAUCGCCUUUAACAACUGCGGGAAAUGAGUGUACAAGUCUCAAAAUGGACGAAGUUUUUCGCGAAUGCCGGCAUCCCAAGCGGACCAGCACAAAACUAUGCUGUGAUAUUUUAUGAUCACAGAAUACAGGAGGACAUGCUGCCAGAUUUGACAAAGGAGAUUUUAAGAGACAUUGGGAUAACAGUGAUGGGUGAUAUCAUCGCUAUUUUAAGACAUGGUAAAGAAGUUUAUGCUCAGAGUGAGAGAGAGAAGUCAGCAAAAGACAUGGCUGUCAUAGAUUCAACUGAGUCGCCUUCUCCUGGAAAUCAAACGCCCAUUGGUGUUAAGCGCAAGUCAACAGCUGCUAGCCGAAUGGUAGAUCAUUGGAUAAACAAUCAGAAAAGUGGCACCAGCAGUCCUGUUCGAGAUCCCCAGCCAUCACCGUCUUCUUCACCAUCACCAGCACCACCAAGAAAAAAUCUCAAAAUUGAAGCAGCCAUAUCACAGGAGAAACCUCAGGCAACUGGUGCCCAGAAAACUUUAUCAGAAAGGUUUGGUGGUCACGCUGUCAAAGUCCAUGUCACAAAUAAACCUAAAACAGCGGCAGUAACUCCACCAAAAGUUACAGAUGAGCACACAUUGAAGGUGAAGCUGCCUCAGGGAUCGACUGAACGGAGCAAGAAACUUAUAGUGAAGCAAAAACAAGCUGCAGCUUCGGCCGCAGUGAAUAAAGCAAAAGUGAUCAAAAGGCAGUCUGUGUUUGAUCGUCUGGGUAAAGAAAGUCCUCCUUUAGAGGUGGCCGUCAAGAAACCGGAAAAGAAGACUGAAGUUAAAGCUCUGAAACCUCUAAAAACAAGCAUCACAGUCCAGUUAAAGGACAAAUCGCAGGGGUCUGUUUUCAGUCGUCUCGGUGGCUUGGCCUCACCGUCAGCCGCAGCGACAGCAACAGUUCAAGCAGUGAAUCCUAGGAUUCGUCUCCCUUCCAGCGACGAUGAGCCGGAAGAUAUAGACUACACAAGUCACAGUGUACUGAAACCGGUUAAACGCAAAGGCGUUCCUGCCAAGCCAGUUAAACCUGUAAAACCGGUUAAAAGAUCCACAGGUCUCAAUUCAGACGUAGAUGCAGGGAAAUCCGUAUUUGCGCGCUUGGGCUCGAAAGUGUAAAUUGCAGUUGUCGAGAUCUUUGAAAACCAAGCGUUAAAAAUGAAAUACAUCAAUUCCAUCGAAGAAAAAGAUUGGGAAUUCAUUGAGAUGGUGAACAGUGAGAGAAAGACGUUUAUUUUAGAAGCAAGUGACAUUUCAACAAUUCUUUUACCAUUUGUCAAUAUUUAGUCCUUCUCCACAAAGGAUGAACCUUGCAAAAAAAAAAAGCAGGUUAAUGAAAAAUUGAAAUUCUUAAUUUGCCAGACACUGCAAAGGGCAGAGACGAUGUUUUUAUGAUGUCAAACUCAUUGUUGUUCUUAGUGUUAAAGUAUGAAACUAAAUGACUGAGACUCUACAAUGAGAAAAAAUAUAUUUGUACACGAAAGCAAA